This is a messenger RNA of Branchiostoma floridae (Florida lancelet), 2040 nucleotides long. RefSeq names its product guanylate-binding protein 1-like. The coding region runs from base 1 to 2040 and encodes 679 amino acids. The transcript has 13 exons. Gene Ontology annotation, molecular function: GTPase activity; GTP binding. Lineage: Eukaryota; Metazoa; Chordata; Leptocardii; Amphioxiformes; Branchiostomatidae. The record is from RefSeq and is a predicted model, not a curated record.
AUGCCGGGGGUGCAUUCCAAGUUCGGUUUCAAGGUGGAGGAGCUGAAGCCGAAGAAAGGUGGGAAACGUGUUAAGGGUUCGUCCAUCCCGCUUAUUCUGCCAAACGACCUACAGUACAAUGCUUCCACUGGUAGAGUAGAGACAGUACAGGGCGAACGGCGGGAAAGCGCACAGAUUGUUCCCGAGGCGUUGGAACUACUGGAGGGGAUCGAGGAGCCCGUGAGUGUCAUCUCAAUCUGUGGGCCCUGCCGGACUGGGAAAAGCUACAUCCUGUCCAGGUUGCUGGGUACAGCUGAUGCUUUCGCGCUGGGCCACCGCAUGUCCCCCCACACGUUUGGUAUCUGGAUGGGCACCAAGGUGCUGCGGGGGAAGGACUUCACUAUCGUGCUGCUUGACACGGAGGGCAUAGACGCACCCGGAGCGAGUGCUGGCCAGGACGCCUCCAUCCUGGUGCUGACAAUUCUGCUGUCCUCUAAACUCAUCUACAACUCACAAAAUGUACCAUACAAGGGAGAUCUGGAAAAGAUGCAGUGCUUCGUCAAUCUUGCUGACGAAAUCUCAGUGAAAAGGGGAAAGAAGUCAGGCGUGUCAGCAUUCCGUGAGUUCUUCCCAGACUUCCUGUGGCUGCUACGUGACGUGUCUCUGAACAUGGAGGAUGAGAACGGCAGAGAAAUGGAUCCUACUGAGUACCUGGUGACUAAGGAUGUAGGACAGGCCAUCCUUGCGUCCUUCUCAUCAAUUGAAUGCGCAACCUUGGAACGUCCUUCUGGCGACACCACAAUUAUGACUAACAUAGCUCAGCACACAAACAGCCUGAACCCAAAGUUUACCAAGGGAGUUGAUGAGCUCAUCGAGAGUUUGUUGCAAAAGGCACGUGCAAAGAGGGGCUACAACAAGGGAUCGACUGUCAAUGGUUUGGCCCUCAGCAUCAUGACAAAACAGUAUGUGGAAGCGGUCAAUGACCCCAACUCCAUCCCUGCCCUGGACAACACCUGGAAGAACACAGUGGAGGUCAUGUGGGGCAAGGCUAUAGAGAAGGCGGUUAUGGAGUACAAACACCAGAUGCAAGACCGGGUUGCUAAAGCCACUGGGAAUGGACAAGUUCCAUUGGAGGAGACUGCAAGCGACGGAACUCUCUUCUAUUCUAGCCAACCGACGCUCAUUGACCUCCACAAUCAACAAUUCGAGGAAGUUAAAGACAAGCUCAUAAGGAGGGUUGGUCAUCUUGGUACCAGCGCAGAGGAUCUGGGCCAUGGGAAUAGGACUGUUGUAGACCGAUUGGAAAAACGUCUGAUUCAAAGAGAGGCUCGUACAGAAUACAACGCCAUCAGGUCGGACGUUACUGGCGGAGAGCUCCUCCACUUCAUCCAACAGAACGAAGAAACUUCCAAGAUCUUCUGUCAGAAGCUUUCUGAACGCCUGUUAGUCACGGUUAGGAAACGCGUAGAUUUUCCUGCCAAAGACUACGACUACAGUGAGUUGGAAAUGGAGGUCUGCCGUGCACAGCAGCAGUACAAGAAGAAGGCCCGUGGUCCACAGAAGUGGGUUGUUCUGCAAGAGAUGACCAAAAACUGUGAGCAGCUUAAGGCUGAGUUUAAGAAGAUUGAGGAACAUCACAAGAAGCUGAUGCUGGCACGGCAGAAGGCAAAGGAUGCAGAACGUCGGGCUAAAGAAAGAGAGGAACAACUGCAGCAGCUGCGCCAGCAGGCACAGGACAUGUCUCGGGCCCAGAGGGAAAUUCUUCAGAAAUUGGAGGAGCAGCACAAAAAGAUGAUGGAGGAGGUGCAACAAGAGGCGCAGGAGCAACGUGAACAGAAGUUCCAAGAGCUAGUAGUGGAACUGGUGGGAGAAAUAAUGAAACAGGAAAUGGAGGAAUUACUAUCCAAGUUGCGGGAGCUGUUGCUGAAAUGCGUGUUAGAAGCACAGCAGCACGAGUUAGACGUCACCAGGCAAGAGCUGGAAUCUCUGCGCAAAGCUAUCGAUGAUUUACCUUCAACUCCUUCUGCAUCUAGUGCAGAUGAUGGGUGCAUCAUCUCGUAA